GCAGGGAGGUGCACAGUGUAACGUCGCUCGUGUGUGUGUGUGUGUCUCUGUCUCUGUGUGUAGGCUAUCGCGCGUUCCGAGUCAACGUUUUACACCCGUCAGAAAUACAACGAGUUUUUCUAAUUUGGGUCACAGAAUAGACGUGUUGCAGUCUUGGUUUUAGGGUUUGGGGAACAUUUGUUUGCACAAAGCACACUUUUGAACAGACUGCUGUCUACAUUUGCUGUUUAUUUUCUCCCUACGAGUCGUAUUCGAUGGAAACAUGGCAAUUGAACGGGCGUCUAUUUGUGAGUAUGAUUCCUAUAGCAAGCUAUAGGCUACAGUUAUCUUAUCUUAUCUUAUAAGGUUGGUAAUGGUUGUAUGUUUGCGUUUUUUAACUUUGAUGGACUGGUGAUCCAUUUUUGCAUUCGAAUCGAGGUGUUGUCAAUGAUUUAAAACCAAGCAAUAUGGACUUUAUGGCAAAACGGUAGUUUUUUGUUUAUCAAUAGCCCCCCAGUAGCCUACUCGUUUAGAUUUUAGGGCAGAUUGAAUAUUUAAACUACCGUUUAUCGGUUGUGGUGGCCGCUCGCUAGCGCGUGCACGCGCAUACACAUCCUUACCCUUUUGAUCCUCACACACGCAAACACACACCUUCAAAAAAAGCAAACACACUUUGACACGCAAAAGCCUCAGCACGCAGGCUGGAUAUACACCAAUCAAGCCUCUUUUUGAGAUCAUAUUCCUCGCCAACUGUCAUACAGAGCCAGCAGGUGAAGAGUGCAGCGGUGGAAGGAUGACGUUGUCAUUUCAUCUUUUAAUUGUCCUGGUGUUCCCCCCCCUCACGGCCGCCAAACACAAUACAACUGCGGGAGGCUGUGCUAUCAUCCGUCCUCCCAGAGAUGGAGGGAUACGGUACAGAGGACUGACCCAGGAGCAGAUCCGCAGUGUGCAGGUGUUACCGGUGGACUAUGAGAUUGAGUACAUCUGCAGAGGGAACAGAGUGAUCGUUGGACCCAAUGUUAGGAAGUGUCUACCCAACGGUACCUGGACUGACCUCACCCAGCGCAGCAAAUGUUUACUACAGUGCCUGCGGGUGUGGACGUCUCUGGAGAACGGGCGUGUAUCAGAGUGGCCCCUGGGGCCCCCAGUGGAGGGGACCGUACUGCAGUACAGCUGUCUGCCAGGAUUCAUCCUGGUUGGCAGGAACUCAACACACUGCAACAAGCUGGGCCAGUGGGACUCGCCCAAACCCGUCUGCCACUAUGACAGACAUUACACAGAUUUCCACAAGGUCUCAGACUCAAUGAUGGGAAAAUGACCAGAUGAAGACUGAGACAGUUGUUGAUUUCCGUUGUUACUUGUAAUGUUACAAAUGGGAGAAAAAGAUCCAUCCCAUUUUUCUAAAUUAGCUACCUUGGCUACUUACCAUUCUAUAGGCUACAUAUUUGAGUCACCACUAGAAUAGUUAUUUUUAUGUUAUAUCUUUGUUCAAUCAAAUUAA
This is a messenger RNA of Coregonus clupeaformis (lake whitefish), 1480 nucleotides long. RefSeq names its product gamma-aminobutyric acid type B receptor subunit 1-like. The transcript has 7 exons. NCBI's taxonomy places the organism in Eukaryota, Metazoa, Chordata, Actinopteri, Salmoniformes, Salmonidae. The record is from RefSeq and is a predicted model, not a curated record. The coding region runs from base 773 to 1297 and encodes 174 amino acids.